Molecule: messenger RNA, 3982 nt
Organism: Erinaceus europaeus (western European hedgehog)
Lineage: Eukaryota; Metazoa; Chordata; Mammalia; Eulipotyphla; Erinaceidae
Gene: ZNF18
Product: zinc finger protein 18
Exons: 7
Coding region: 180-1835 (551 amino acids)
Biological process (GO): regulation of transcription by RNA polymerase II
Molecular function (GO): RNA polymerase II cis-regulatory region sequence-specific DNA binding; DNA-binding transcription factor activity, RNA polymerase II-specific
Source: RefSeq, a predicted model, not a curated record
AGAGGCGCGCGCAGCGGCCCAUCUCCCGGAAGUGCGCCCGGAGCCGGCGCCUGGGCCCGAGUACUGGAUCUCACCCCCUCACUAGUGGUCCUAUGAGAAGCUCUGCGAAGACCUUGUUGUCUCCGGAGACUACGCUGUCUCAGACGCACCUCACCUAAACGGUUUUGCAGAGCCAGACGAUGCCCUUGGAGGCCCGGCAGGCCCCUGUCCUGCGGCCCAUACUGACAAAGGCUGAGGACGACGCUCUGUCCUGCGGCCCUGAUGCUGCUGCCCCUCCAGCAGGCGAGCUCUCCAGCUCGGAGACUGCGCGCCGGCUUUUCCGCCAGUUUCGUUACCAGGUGAUGUCUGGACCCCACGAAACCCUGAAACAACUUCGGAAACUCUGUUUCCAGUGGCUGCAGCCCGAGGUUCACACCAAGGAGCAGAUCCUAGAGAUCCUUAUGCUGGAGCAAUUCCUGACCAUCCUGCCUGGGGAGAUUCAGAUGUGGGUUCGCAGACAGUGUCCAGGCAGUGGAGAGGAGGCCGUGACCCUUGUGGAGAGCUUAAAGGGAGACCCCCAGAGACUGUGGCAGUGGAUCAGCAUCCAAGUUCUAGGACAGGAAAUCCUACCAGAGAAAGUGGAAUCUGCAAGAUGCCAAGUAGAAGUGGAACAACGCCAUCUUGAAGUGAGGCCUGAGGAGCUGGGACUUCAGAACUCACCCUCUGGACUGGAGGAGCCCCUCACUCACAUUGUGAAAGAGGAGUCUGACACAGAGCAGGAACUCGUGAUGGCUGCUUCCUUGCUUCCUUCCCAACCUGAGGAAAGGCUCAUCAGAGACCGAGACUUGGGAGUUUCACUUCUGCAAACAGCACCACAGGAGCAGUGGAGGCACCUGGAUCCCACACAAAACGAACACUACUGGGAUCUCAUGCUGGAGACGUACGGGAAAAUGAUCUCAGGAGGGAUUUCCAGUUCUAAGCCUGACCUAAGUCACUCGACAGAGUUUGAAGAGCUGGCAGGAGAGCACCUUCACACCAGUGAGAAGACUCUGAAAUCCACCUGCUUAGGUGACAGACAGGAGAAUGACAAAGAAAACCUAGACUUGGAAAAUCACAGAAGCCAGGAACCUCCCGACGCUUCCUGUCAUUCCUCAGGAGCGACACCUUCUCAGGCUACUCUGAGUGACCACUUCAGGGAGGAGGAGUCUAGACACUUGGGAGAAGAUAGUACCCCGGAGACUCAGGAAAGCCUGCAGGGUGAAGAGUCCCAGGAACAACUCUCUUCUCAAGAAAGGAAUUCUGGGAAGCAGCCAGGCCAGUACUUGCCUGACCCUCACCUAGGUGAACUGUCCAUGCUGUGGCUGGGGGAGAAGAAAGAGGUCUCUCCUUUAAAAGGUCAACGAAGAGCCCCCAUGGCCCAGAAACUCCCCACUUGCAGGGAGUGUGGGAAAACCUUCUAUAGGAAUUCUCAGCUGGUUUUUCACCAGAGAACUCACACCGGAGAGACAUAUUUUCAAUGUCCCAUCUGCAAGAAAGCUUUUCUGCGGAGUUCCGACUUCGUGAAACAUCAGAGAAUUCACACUGGAGAGAAGCCAUGCAAAUGCGACUACUGUGGCAAAGGCUUUAGUGACUUCUCAGGAUUGCGUCACCAUGAGAAGAUCCACACUGGCGAGAAGCCUUAUAAAUGCCUCAUCUGUGAGAAAAGUUUUAUUCAGAGAUCAAACUUUAAUAGACAUCAGAGGGUUCACACAGGAGAGAAACCUUAUAAAUGUUCCCGCUGUGGGAAAAGUUUCAGUUGGAGCUCAAGCCUUGAUAAACAUCAAAGGUCCCACUUAGGAAAGAAGUCCUUUCAGUAACCACUUGAAAAAGACUUUGCUUCAUCUGGAGAAAUAACAUUUCUUAAAAGAUUUCCUGUUCCUUCUCUCUCUUUCUCUCUCUCUGUCAUGCCUCUAGGGUUAUCGCUGGGGCUAGGUACCUGCACUAUGAAUCCACUGCUCCUGGUGGCCAUAUUUUUUCCCAUUGUUGCUGUUAUUGUCAUUGUUGUUGCUGCUGCUGUUGUUAGAUAGGACAGAGAGAAAUGGAGAGAGGAGGGGAAGACAGAGAGGGGGAGAGAAAGAUAGACACCUGCAGACCUGCUUCACUGCUUGUGAAGUGACUCCCCCUGCAGGUGGGGAGCUGGAGGCUCAAACUGGGAUCCUUGGUCCUUGAGCUUUUGCGUCAUGUGCUUAACCUGGUGCCCUAACACCUGCCACCCCCUCCCCCAUCCCCGUUCCCCAUGGAUUAGAGGCAAGAACAUGAACGUGGUUUCAGACAUGGAGGAUAUACUGGUCUCAGGAUUGGAUUUAUUUCAUGCUGGUUUAAUUUCCUGCUCAUACAUUAGGACAAAGAAUGAUUUUCAGUGUUCAGUUUAUCUGUAUUUCUAACCCUGUAGAAAAAGUGUCAUAUGGAAACCGCAGCUGAGAAAUGAGAGCAGCAGAAUUGCAGUGGCUAAAAGGCAAAUUCCUGCUCAGAGACAAAACCUGGGAUCAGCCCUACAGAACUCGGAUUCUAGGUCAGAUCUGCUGUUAUUAAAGGAGUAUAGAAGACAGAGGAUCUCGUGCAUAUUCUGCCAUCCACAUGAAAGAACAUGCCAUCCAACUUCAAGAACCCCUUGUUUUAAAUAAACUUAGUUAAACCAGUCCCUAUUUUAUUUGUGUCUGCAGUGUCCACUAUGUUGACUGUAAAGUGCAUAUAAAAUUUUUUAAAAAUUAUCUUUAUUUAUUGGAUAGAGAUAGCCAGAAAUUGAGAGGGUGGGGAUUAGAGAAGGAGAUAGAGAGAGAGAGAGAGACACUUGCUUUCCCUCUACAGGUGGGGACAAGGGGCUCAAACCUGGGCCCUUGUGCAUUGUAACAUAUGCACUCAACCAGGUGCACCACCACCCGGCCCCUAACGUUUAUUUUCUCAUAGACGACUAUAAAUGGGUAGUUGAGAACCUACACAAAACUGGCAGUAUCAUUAAUCAGCUGGAAGUACUGAUCUGUGUCUUGGUGUGAGCGAUAGACUAGUACUGGGUACUUACACUCAUUGCUAAGGUGGUCUCUGGCUUCCUUUUUCCAAGUCCACUGCCCAUCUGCUUGCAAGCAUCAGACUGCCCUUCUCUCAUUUAAGGCUUUCCUUUUUUUUUUUUUUGCCCAAGUGUUCCAUGCUUUCAAAUUUUUUAUUAUAUCAGUUUGUAGGUGUUAGGAGGAAAAUCAAUAGUAUUGAUCUUAAUUUACAGUACUGUCUAGAGGGUUAUGAUCACAUAUAUCUUAGCUGCCUUUAUCCAUGUCUUCAAAAGUUGCAUGCUCCAGAAUGUCCAGUUCUUGUGUAGGAUGAUUUCCAUUUUGGUCUUCCCCUGGCCUGCUCUGAUUGUACUGUUCUCAGUCAAGUUCAAGAUGAGCCCCUUGCCAACAAACAGAUUAACCUGGAAGCAUAAAACUGCAAAUUGUUGACAAACAAUGAAGUAUGUUACUGGUUACUGAAGGAAGAGUGACAAGACUUUAAAAACUGGAGUUUCUAAGGCCCAGGAAGAAUUUGUUACCCUCUUCACAAUAUAACAAUGAGGAGUAAGACCCUCUAGUUAGUGGAUCCAGAAAGCAAUGGAAAUUUAUUGUAUGAAAUUGAAGUAUGGAAAUUUAUUUCAAAGAGGAAGAACUAGAAAAGCUUUAGUAAGGGAUUCUCCUUAAGUCCCUCCAGCAUGGCAGAGACACAAGGUGACAACCUGCCUCAUUCAUAGUUUUGUCUCCAGUGAACAGAUGCUAGAUUCUUUAUUGAAUGGAUCAUGCUCUUCCUUACCUGCUAGAUAACUGCUAGGGAAGUUAUCAGUGAAAUAUAAACUGCAUCCAUUUAUUUUUGCAAUUAACAGUUUUAUUGGAACAAAGCUAAGUCACACUCGCGUAUGCUUGCUGAUGGCUGUUUUGGACCACAACGUAGAGCUAAAUAAUUACAGCAUGUACCGCAGAGUCUAAAAUAUUUACUGUCUGAU